UGUUGAUUUCUAUCCAUCCAGUUUACUCUCUAGCUUUACCUAAACUUAUCUACCCAGAUAAUUUCAAUCUACACUCUACACUCUACAGUUACACUAAAUAAAUUUUUUUCAAGGUGUAGGUGUUUACGCGGUACGCUUACGCAAUGAGUGGUAGCGACGAUAAAGAGACCCAGUGUGAGGAAAGGACAACCGAGUCAAGCAACGAGAUCAUGGGUGACGUCCUUGCUAAAGAAGCUGAAGAUUCCGUAGACGUUGAUGCCGAAAUUAAAAUAAAAGAUGAAUCUCAAGCACUAGAUAGAGUUGGCGCUCAAGUUGGAGACAAAGUUUCUGACGAAAAUCAAGACAGAGUCGAAGCUGAAACAGAAACUCAAGUUGAAAUUCAACUGGACUCUCAACCUAAUCAGGACAAUGACAAUUAUCCUGGGGUAACAACAGACUCCGAAGAGGAGUCACGUUUCAGAAAUAUUUCACCAUGUGAAGCUGAUGCUGCUCCAGAAAUUCCUGUCGUUCAAUUAAUUCCCGAGUCGACAUCUACGGAUACCCAGACAACCCAAACUACCAAUGACAUCUGGAAUUUAUCUAGAUCUCAUGAUAAUGAUGAUGAUAAUGAAGAAUUGUCAUCUUAUUUUGGUCAAACUCAAACAAAUAAACAUGAAAAAGUUUGCACUUGCGAGACUUGUGUUGUACAAAGGAAUUUUAUACGUGAUAAAAUAACAAAAGUAUGGAAGUGGCAGAGUCAAGGAUUGAAAAUACGUGAAUAUAUACGUGCUGUGUUUAGUGCAGCGAUUGAAUCUCCUUGUGUGCCUAAUAUUCGCAAAUAUGAAUGUGAUCCUGAUCAUUAUGCUCAACUUAAGGAGAUUGUUAAUGAUCUUGUAAAAAAUCACCCACACAAAUUUUUCCUGAUGCUGGUGAUCCAAGCGCAAGAAUUUGUCGUUGAAUUAAAAAUACGUAUUAUGCGUCCACUUCAAGAUAAUAAUUUAGCGCGUAUUGCUGAAAUAUUUCUUACAAGACUUUUAAAUGGCUACGACAUUUUAAUAGCAACGGCAGCUCAAGUUACCGAUUUAAUAAAACCUCUCGAAGAUAAUCAUCUCUCAAAAUUCAACAUAACUUGGGAAUUUUUCAACAAAAAACUCUACCAAAACUACAUUUAUUUUUACGAGCCAACAAUUCGAAAUAUUCUGCCAUCGUUAGUCCGGCAGUUGCGUAAACCGCGGAAAGGAAAAGGUUACAAAGUUCUGUUAGAGCGGUAUCUAGGCUUCGUAGACGAGAUGAUGCGAAUCGCAGACUUGUGGCUUGAGAAAGAAUUGCUUAUCGACAAGUACAAUGCGCUGCAAACACGUCGUAUUAUUGACAAACGUAAAGCCAGCACAUCUUGGACACUUCACACUAUCGAAGAAGCGACAAAAGUCGAAAGCGAAUGUACCCUAGAGGUCCCAGGCCUGGGUUUAAAUCUAACUCCAUUUGACUCCUACUUUAUAAAAUUACUUGAGCGUCUAGAGUCACCACCAGACUCUGAAUUCGUCCACAAGAUGCUCGACGCCUGGAGUAGACAAGCCUAUCAAACACUAGCUCUAAGUUCUCUAGGAAUUUAUUGGCACAAAGAGCGCGAGAUAGCAGGCGACGGUGUGACACCCGACGAUCCUGGUUAUUACUUUGGUUAUCAAGCGGCUGCAUGGUUGGUGUUAAGUCGCGCGACUGACACGACUCUAGAAGUUGAUACCAAGUGUACAAUCUGCGGUGAUUUAGCCUGGGUGUCACACUUAGUCGUAGGUGGUCGUACCAAAACCGGUCAGUGCGCUCAUCCGACGUUAAAAUCAAACGGUGAUAUAACGACAGUAUCUUCAUCAGUAUCAGCACCUUCUUCACCCUCACUUAUAGCUUCCGCUGGUGACAGUAGUAUGACAAAUAAUAAUACAGACAAUAAAAAACGUAAGGGAUGUUUGUGUACAUAUAGACAUCUAGGUGAAUGGCAAGGCUCGACCUUUCGCGGUUUAUUAUUAUUCCCACCAUGCCUGUGUAUGUUGAAUAUGCGUCAAUUACCAGACUCUGCUUGCCCUUGUGUUCGUGAAGAGCCACCACGUAUGUCGAGUCGUAAUAACAAGGCGAGUGAUCAGCAACCUGCUACCCAGAUGAUAGACAAUGGAGAUGCUGUUAAAAUGAACAACGGCAAGCCACUGGUACCACAGACAAGGCAUUCAACGACACAAACACCCAAUGGUAUGCAUUCUCACAAUCAUGGUCACACUCAUAAUGGACAUAAUUCACACCAACAUCAGCAUCAGCAUCCACAUCCUAAAUGUACAGGACACGGGUCUGAUAUAAAAGGAAUAAAACACAAUCAUCCGCAUUGCCAUAAGUUGCCGAUUGAACAAAUACGCAGGGUGUCGUGUAAUAGCUUGCAUACUGGUGGUGCUGAUGGCAACUGCUCGGACAGUGGAAGUAUUGAAGAUUCAUGUUCAACUGGUGGUUCAUCAUCGCCACGCGAUGCUGGACGUCACUGUGAUUGUUGUUACUGCGAAGUAUUUGGUCAUGGAGUACCGAGUGUUGCGCCAGUUAGUCGUAAUUACAAUGAAACACGUGAAAGAUUACGACAAUUGUUGACUAAGAAAAAAGCUAAAAAAUGUAAUAAAGUAACGUCGGGCAGUGGAUCAACAGCUGCUACAUCAUCGUCUUGUAGUCCACCAGUCAGUCCAGCAGAAUCACCAUCAGAUAAUUCUGCCACACGUGGAAGAUCUGAUACCCCAUCGACAACCUCUGAGUUACGUGACGACCGUGAUUUGGAUACGCUUAUUAAAUUUAUUGAAGGUAAUCAAAGAGAUUUUGAUGCGGGAAAAAAAGAUACUAAGAAAAGUGAGAAAAAAGCCAGGCAAAAAUUAAAAAAAACUGAGGAAGCUUUGAAAUUGCAGAAAGAAGAAUUAGAUCGAAAAAAAAUUGUUGAGUUACAGAAAAAAACACCUGGUGUGACGAUAACUGUCGUUGAUCCACAAAAACCUCAACAAAAAUCGUUGACGAAUAGAAAUUUACCAGAAGUUUCUAUUUUGCCAGCUGUGCCGAAGAAGAAAAUAGAGCAGAAUAAAAUUAAAGAGAAGGUUAAAGAGACAGUUGUUAGUACGGGUAAAAGUAAAAAGAAAAAGAAACAAAAAAUUGUGGAACCAGAGCCUGAACCUGAGCCAGAACCAGAACCAGAACCAGAACCCGAACCCGAACCUGAACCAGUGCCGCUGACAAAAAAAGAACGGAAGAAGUUGAAGAAAGAAAUGAAGAAGAUGGAGCUGCAGAAAAAUAAUAAAGUAAAUACGCCUGAUGGUAAUAAUAGUAAUGACGGUAAGGUUUCAAAAGACCAACCGCAAAUUGUUACGAUAAAAAGAGUCAUGGAGGCAAAUAACGCGGAGCCAACUGUUACGAUAACUCUCAAAGGACAAACCCCUGCUGAAGAUAAAGUUUUGUUUACGUUAGUUAAUGGCCAGACUAAAGAACCUUCCAAAGAAACUGCUGGGAAGAAGAAGAAAAAGAAGAAGGGUCAAGAUCUUCAAGCUCAAGCUCAAGCUCAAACUCCUGUCCAAGUUAACCAGGUUUCUAAUCAGGCGAAGAGUGGUAAAGACAAGGAGGCUAAUAAAGGUAAAGUCAAGAAAGAUGAUAAGAAGAAACAGGGACAAGGGCAAAUACAAGGACCAGUACAAGGGAAAGGACAAGGGCAAAUGCAAAAUAAUAAUAAAGCACCGGUCGAAACUCAGUCACAAAUUGCCAGUGAAACAAAAACGAAGAAAAAGGACAAGAAAAAUGCUGAAAAUAAACAGCCGCAACAAAAUGCGGUACAACAAAACAAUAGCACAAAGAAAAAUCAAAGUGAUGGCAACAAUAAAGGGAAGAAACAGAAGACUGUUACUCAGCCACUUACUGAAAUAAAAGUACAGAGUAAUGUUAAUAGUAAUAGUAAUAGUAAUGUUAAAGUAAGUGAUGGGGGAAAGAAACAGCAGCAGAAAUUACAUCAACAGCAGCAACAACAGCAAUUGCAGUCACAAUUACAACAGUCGCAGAAAAAGAAAAAAGACAAUCAGAAGAACCAGAAACAAACUAAGCAAACGCAACAAUUGCAACAAAAGGUGCCUACGGGUAGUAAUAAUAGUAAUGUUAAUAAUAAUAAUAAUAAUAAUAAUAAUAAUAAUAUUAAUAGUAAUAAUACUAGUGCUAAUAGUAAUAGCGGGGGUUCAAUGCACAGUCAGUUGAAAGAUUCUAGAAUAAAUAUUGAGAAUCUUAAAUUACCCCCUGGUAUUACGAUAACAAAAGUUGACGUACCGGUCAAGCCGUUGCCGAUAAAAUCAACUCCGCUUGCAAAAGCUGCCAGCAAUACGUCGAAACAGGCGACGAUUAUCGCCGCUCCGAUGACUGCCGCUGGAAUUCAGGGCUAUGGUGGACCACAGGCUGGUGCUAAUGUUAUUGUUGUUGACACGGGGAAACUCAAGCAGGACCUAAACCCAAAUGACAAAGGUGCUUCCAAAGAGCCAAGCAAAUCAAGCAAAAAGAAAAAGAAGAAGAAUGCCGCAGCUGCUGCUGCUAAAAAUUCAUCCCAGGGUAACAAUUCACGUGCGAAAUCAACUGACGAAUCGGGACGGUAUCAAAACGAAGACUUAGCGCGUAUUGUUCACAAUCCUGGAUCAAAUAUGGUGACGAUCCGCAACCCGGCAUUCGGAUCAAUACCAAAAGUCGAACCGGUCCAGCAGCAGGCGGCUAUUAUAAAACUAUCUGACAAUGGGAUGGUGACAAUACGAAGUCCAGCUUUGCAGCAUGCAUUGAAUAAUGGUCUGACACCUCCACCUAAACCAGAUUUUAUAGUGAAAGGUGAAUUUCUUAAUGACAGCAGUAAACCUUCGGGACAAAAAAGUGCAAAUAUAUCUUCGAGUUUAGCUGACUUACGCAGUCGCCUCACCCCCGAUUGCACCGGCAUCACUGGCCUUGCUAACAUACAAAUAAGCAAAGUAACCAGUGGUCAGCAAGUGAUACCUGAAAACGGCAUUAAUUUAAAAGGAACCAGUGUUACUUUGACAAAAGUCAAAAAUCCAGAUGUUAAGUGCGACUUUGUUGGUGUCUCGUCUACUGUUGCCAAUAUAACGAUUCCUCCGACAAAUGCCACCGGUGGUUCUGCUCAUGAGCUAUCGUCCAAUGGUCCCAGUGAUUUAAGUCAGCAUCAACAUCAGCACCAACAUUCACCCCCACCUCAACCGCAGGCCUCAUUAGCCAAAGGAAAAAAAAAGAAAAAAAAAGGAACUGGUGCUAGAUCAUGUGGCGAUGACUGGAAUCUCGUUGAGAGCGUAUUCACGCCGAAAGAUAUAGACGAGGAUGGAGAAAUGGACGACGCAGAACGUGAACUGGAGGCAUUCAAACGUUUCUGUCUGCAAUCGGUACCACCACCACGUAAGGAGAAGGUUAAUCUCAAUAUUAAAGAUAUUGUUCUUAAGAAAAAAUCUUCUUCAUCAUCAUCGUCCUCAUCAUCAUCAUCCUCAUCGUCUUCAUCAUCAACUUCUUCAGCAGCCGCCGCGGCUAUUAUUGCUGCUAAUUAAUUACUUACUUUUCACUCAUUCAUUAAUUCAUUCAAUAACUUUUUUUUUAUUUUUAUUCUAUCGAUUGACUUUUUACCGAACAACAAACUGCCAUAUCAGAAUUAACGGGAAAUAUUUUUAUUUGAAUUUAAAAAAAUAAUUAAAAUUUUUUACUGCACAGAAAAAAAUUAUCUUGAGUUGGAAAAAAUUUUUAGCGCCAAUAAAUUUUUAUUUCUGUGUAUGAUUAAGUAAUUAAUGACUUGUUAAUAAAUUAAUUAAAUGGUCAAUAAUAAGUCGAUUAAAUAAAAAUAAAAAUAUUUAAAAAUUUGAUACGUAUGGAGACUGAAAAAGUUUUAAUGAGACUUUGCACGUGUCAAUUUUUUUUUUAUUUAAUAAAAUAUGACACGUGAGAUAAAUUAAGACGAGCUGCAAAAGCUUAAACGUCCGUACGCCGAAAAGAUUUAAUAAAUAAUCGAGAUCAAGAUAAUAAACAGAUCUCAAUUUUUGUUGAUAAAUAAAUAAAUAUAUAAAUUGAAUAAUUAAAAAGCAUUUUGUACUACGAGCUUUAGAAUUAAUUAUUACUAUAUAAAUAAUUGUAUAUGUAUUGUAUUGUAUGUAUAGUUAAUUGAAAAGUAAUUAAUUAAUUAUUAAGAAAGGGUAUAAUUGUUUUAUCAAGUUAUUAUUAUGAUAAAUAAAUAAGAAAAAUGUCUUUUUUGAUAAACAAUUACCUCGAAAUGUAUUUUGUAAUUCGUGUCGGUGAUUUAGUGUCGUAAGAGUCAAUUUU
This is a messenger RNA of Microplitis demolitor, 6321 nucleotides long. RefSeq lists its product as uncharacterized. Lineage: Eukaryota; Metazoa; Arthropoda; Insecta; Hymenoptera; Braconidae. The coding region runs from base 144 to 5558 and encodes 1804 amino acids. The transcript has 8 exons. The record is from RefSeq and is a predicted model, not a curated record.